Messenger RNA from Sodiomyces alkalinus F11, 857 nucleotides. RefSeq lists its product as hypothetical. Lineage: Eukaryota; Fungi; Ascomycota; Sordariomycetes; Glomerellales; Plectosphaerellaceae. The record is from RefSeq and is a predicted model, not a curated record. The transcript has a single exon. The coding region runs from base 245 to 754 and encodes 169 amino acids.
AGCCUACCUCGGUCAGUCAGAUUGGGUGUUGGUUGGAGAGAGAGAAGGGGAACAGAGAGAGAGAUAUGGUCAAGGCGAAGAGAGCCUCCCUCGUGAGUUGGCGCGAAAAGGCAGUGUCGACGCUGUCGAGUACCUUCUCGAACGCAGGACGACGAGAUGAGUGUCAAAUCGCUCGAGAUGUGUCGGAUACACCAUUUCGGACAUCAACGUCCAUCGUCAUCUGCCGAACCUUACAGACCUCCCCAUGGGGCAUGCUUGGACUGGCGCAUCCACUCAAUGGAUGGUGGGAAACUUUACCGGCCUACCGGCGUCAACUGGGAGUACCACCAACACAUCGUCUCCGUCCUCUAGCGCCCCGCUAGAUCACGGGUUUCACCUGUAUCCAACGACCUGGGAGACACCGCAGCUAACUAAGGAAACUUUCUCGACGGGUCAAGCGUACGCCUCCGCGCCAUCUCGCCAGACCCCGCGCCCUCGGUCUCCUUGGUCGAUCCCCCGAAGCUUUCCACCAAACAAGGGUUUACGCAGCCAGGGUCUUUUCACACCCCACGCUCUCGACCAUCCCCUCAACUAUCUCGGGGGUAUGGACGAACACAAUGAUAGGAUCAAUCCUUGUCCCGGUCAAUUCAUCGAACGCCGCCUCCUGGCGUCUGCCGGGAGUACAUACGGGCGCCACAUCGCUACCUUGGCCUCUGAACAAGCUCAUGCCUCGCUGGAAGUGCGAUACUUCGUAGUGUUACCUGUAUAUCCAUGACCAACCACACCCAACCCAAGCUAAUGGCUGUUGUAGCGCGUACGGUGCCUACAUAUGGCCGUGCCCCCCCCCCCCCCCGCGUUUCUCACCCCGUCGCUCUGCG